AUGGCAUUGCAAAGAUUGGUAGCUACAGCAAGGAAGCACUGUCACACAAACGACCUUCUACGAUUGUUGAAGUGGUCUGAGGUGCUAAACAGCGUCGUACUGAGCCGCGGACUUCGACCCCUGCACGUGUCCGCGGUCUCUCCAGGCAACCUGAAGGCGAUCCGCAAAGAUCGGCGGAGAAGAGCGACGGUGGCUGAGUUCGAGAAGGAGCGACUGCACCUGCGGGCGAUCCUGCGGAACAAUAUUUUGCCGGAGGUCGUCCAGAGGAGGGCGAGCGCAGAGCUGGCCUGCCAUCCUCGCGACGCGAGCAUCACAAGGGUCCGCAACCGCUGCGUGCAGACUGGCCGCGGGAGAGGCGUGGUGGGCGAGUUUGGACUCAGUCGAAUGAAGUUCAGGAAACUUGCCGACUUCGGCAUGUUAGCAGGAGUUACCCGCUCCACUUGGUGA
Geodia barretti is the source of this 447-nucleotide messenger RNA. Lineage: Eukaryota; Metazoa; Porifera; Demospongiae; Tetractinellida; Geodiidae. The record is from the annotation of a GenBank genome assembly.